GAAGAUAGCUGUGAGAGGAGGUCCGGUGGUUGUUCGAUCGCUAGAUUCGCUGGGUCUCGCAUAUCUCCAGACAUCCGCUCCUUCACUGGUUGUUUGGAUGUGCUAUCUGCUGGGGUCUCGCAUCAGAUCUGCGCAUCUUUUUUUUGGAUUUAAGUUUGGAGCGCAGCAGUCCAAAGCCCAAGCUGGAUAUUUUAUUCUCCAAAUUUUAAAUCCACAAACGGGAAAGCUGCGGUGAGUCCAGUUUUCACUGAAUAUUUCAAGUGUUUUAUGUUAUUUUAUUUUUAACCCCCUUCCAAAAAAAAAAAGAAAUUAAAAAAAAUGUCUUGUACGAGUGGAUUUGACAGAGGAGUAAUAUGCAAUUACUGUAAGAAGCCCGGACACUUGAUCAAAGAAUGUAGAAAAUUGUUGUUCAAAAAUCAAGGAAAUCAGCUUGCUCAUGUUGCUUCCGCUACCAGUUCAUCCGAUGGAUCAAUUGCUAUUUCUUCAGACGAGUAUGCCAAAUUUAUUUGCUACCAAGAAACUCUAAAGCAUUCCUCUGUCCCUAUCUCGGUAACCGCUAAUUCAGGUAUUUCAAACACGUGUCUUGUUUCCUCAUCCUCGAAAUGGGUCAUUGACUCAGGUGCCACAGAUCAUAUGACCUGUAAUCUUAGUAUAUUCUCGUCAUUUCAUUCAUAUUUACCUACUUCUAGUGUCACUUUAGCUGAUGGAUCUACCUCACCCGUUCUUGGAUCUGGUACUGUUGUUCCAACUUCUACAUUACCAUUAUCGCCUGUUUUGAGUCUUCCUAAUUUUGCAUUUAAUCUGCUUUCCAUCAGUAAAAUCACUCGUACUCUUAACUGUUCUGUAACAUUUUUCCGCGAUAUUGUGUGUUUCAGGAUCUGUUAACGAUGCAGAUUAUUGGUAAAGGACAUGAGUCAGCUGGUCUAUAUAUUUUGGAUACAUCCAUCACCAAAGGUAUCUCUUGUCUUGGGGUUGGGACUUUGUUAGAUGCUCAUUACCGAUUAGGACAUCCAUCUCUCCCAUUAAUGAAGCAAAUAAAUCCCCAAUUUAAUAAGAUGACCUCUUUACAAUGUGAGUCAUGUCAAUUUGCGAAACACCAUCGUACUAGCUUAGGCCCGCGAGUUAAUAAACGAGCAAAUGCUCCAUUUGACCUUGUUCACUCUGAUGUUUGGGGUGCUUGCCCGGUUGUGUCUAAAGCUGGUUUUAAAUAUUUUGUUACCUUUGUUGACGACUAUUCUCAUAUGACAUGGUUGUAUUUCAUGAAACGUCGAUCUGAGUUGUUCACUCAUUUUUCUUCCUUUUGUGCCGAAAUUAAAACUCAGUUUAACGUUCCUGUUCGGGUGUUAAGAGGAGACAAUGCCCAAGAAUAUCUAUCUGCUACAUUUAAGUCAUUUAUGCUUCAACAUGGCAUUAUUCAUCAAACUUCAUGCGUUGAUACACCUCCUCAAAAUGGAGUUGCGGAACGAAAGAACCGACAUCUGUUAGAAACUGCAAGAGCUCUUCUAUUCCAAAUGAAUGUGCCUAAACAGUUUUGGGCAGAUGCUGUGUCUACUGCAUGUUUUUUGAUAAAUCGAAUGUCAUCUUCUGUUUUGAAUGGUAAAGCUCCUUAUCAUUGUCUAUUUCCAAACAGAGAGCUUUUUCCUAUCCCACCUAAAAUAUUUGGUUGCACUUGUUUUGUUAGAGAUGUUAAUCCUCAUCUAACAAAGUUAGAUCCGAAAUCAUUAAAAUGUAUUUUCUUGGGUUAUUCUCGAGUCCAAAAGGGGUAUAGAUGUUUUUGUCCGAGUACUGAUCGGUAUCUUGUUUCUAUUGAUGCAUCAUUUCAUGAAAAUACACCUUUUUCAUCAUCUAAGGCAGAUAUUCAUGAGAGUAAUGAUGAUAUUCUCAUUUACACGAUGACUAUUCCUGAGUCCACACUUUCGACAAAUAUUCCACAAGUUACUGUUCAUGACCCUAGGCCUCCCGUACAUUUGGUAUACACCCGUCGACACAAAGCACCUGAUCACCCUCCACCGGCGAUACGUGUGAUUACUUUUCUUGAUACUAGUUCGACUCCGAUCUCAUGUCUUGAACCAGUAUCUGCAUCUUCAGAUCUUGUUUCCACAUCAGAUCUUGAUCUCCCAAUAGCAGUACGUAAAGGUACACGGUCUUGUACUCAUCCUAUUUCUUCAUUUGUGUCGUACAAUCAGUUAUCUCCUGCUUCAUGUUCUUUUAUUGCUUCCAUUGAUUCUAUUUCUGUUCCCAAAUCUGUCAAAGAAGCUCUGUCUCAUCCUGAAUGGCGUCAAGCCAUGGUAGAGGAAAUGAAUGCUUUAGAUCUUAAUGGUACAUUGGAUUUGGUUGACUUACCUACAGGGAAGAAAUCUAUUGGAUGUAAGUGGAUCUUUGCUGUUAAGGUUAACCCAGACGGAUCCGUUGCUCGGUUGAAAGCCCGAUUAGUUGCGAAGGGUUAUGCUCAAACCUAUGGUGUUGAUUAUUCUGACACUUUUUCUCCUGUUACUAAAUUAACAUCUGUCAGGUUACUUAUCUCACUCGCUGCAAUUCAUGAUUGGCACUUACAUCAAUUGGACAUUAAAAAUGCAUUUUUGAAUGGUGACCUUAAGGAAGAAGUCUAUAUUGAGCAACCUCCGGGAUUUGUUGCUCAGGGGGAGUAUGGUAAAGUUUGUCGACUUCGCAAAUCUCUUUAUGGUCUGAAACAGAGUCCUCGUGCAUGGUUUGGGAAAUUCAGUUAAUCAAUUGAACAAUUUGGAAUGAUAAAAGGCAAAUCAGACCACUCUGUAUUUUACAAACAAACAUAAUCAGGUGUCACAUUGCUUGUGGUAUAUGUUGAUGAUAUUGUGAUUACAGGGAGUGAUAAUGCAGGUAUUUUGGCCCUUAAGAAUUUUCUGCAUAGUCAAUUUCAGACGAAAGAUCUUAGCUCUUUGAAAUACUUUCUGGGAAUUGAGGUAACACGAAGUAAGAAAGGCAUAUUUCUAUCUCAACGUAAAUAUGUACUUGACUUACUAGCUGAGACAGAGAAAUUAGGGGCAAAACCAAGUACAACACCCAUGGUUCCCAACGUGCAACUCACUCAAGAAGGCACACCGUUUGAAGACCCAGAAAGAUAUAGAAGACUGGUUGGAAAGCUUAAUUAUCUCGCAGUCACCCGUCCAGAUAUUGCUUAUUCUGUGAGUGUAGUGAGUCAAUACAUGUCAUCUCCGACCAUUGAUCAUUGGGCUGCUGUAGAACACAUAUUAUGUUACUUAAAGGGAGCACCAGGACGAGGUAUUGUUUAUCAAAACCAUGAUCACAUGAGAAUAGAAUGCUUUGCAGAUGCUGAUUGGGCCGGUUCUAAAGAUGAUCGAAGAUCUACAUCUGGCUAUUGUGUCUUUGUUGGUGGUAAUCUUGUAUCCUGGAAGAGUAAGAAACAGAAUGUGGUUUCUCGUUCUAGUGCUGAAUCAGAAUAUCGAGCUAUGGCACAAUCCGCAUGUGAGAUAAUAUGGAUACACCAUUUAUUGAAUGAAAUUGAAUUGAAGACACCAAUGCCUGCUCAGUUGUGGUGCGAUAACCAAGCUGCUAUACACAUAGCAAACAACCCCGUAUUUCACGAGAGAACAAAGCAUAUUGAGGUUGAUUGCCAUUUUAUUCGAGAGAAGAUACAUAAAGGAUUAAUCUCUACCGGGUAUGUGAAGACUGGAGAACAACUUAGAGAUUUAUUCACUAAAGCUCUAAAUGGGAUUCGAGUUGAUUACUUAUGUAACAAGUUGGGCAUGAUAAAUAUCUAUGCUCCAACUUGAGGGGGAGUGUGAAAGUAUUAUUGUAUCUAGGAAUAUGUUUUAGGAAUAUGCUCUAGAAUAUGCUUUAGGAAUAUACACUAGACAUUAUUAUUGUAUAGCAUCUUAUAUAGGAAUAUUCCAUCUUUGUAAUAUAUAUAUAUAUAUAUAGGGC
Molecule: messenger RNA, 3921 nt
Organism: Cuscuta europaea
Lineage: Eukaryota; Viridiplantae; Streptophyta; Magnoliopsida; Solanales; Convolvulaceae
Source: the annotation of a GenBank genome assembly